GCCCCCCCCCAUACACACACUCCCUCCCUCCCUCCCUUUCCCCCCCGCCCCCCCUCUCUUCCCCCCCCCUCCCCCCCGCGGGUUCUUCGCUGCGAAGAAAAUGGCGGCGGCGCCGAGCGGAGACGAGGAGAGAUUGGAAGAGAAGUCAGAGGAGAACUUACAGGGGCUGAAGGAGCGGCCCCCCAAGGCCAAGAAGGUGAAGAAGGAGCGGAAGGAGGAGAAGCAGCAUGAGCCGGCGCAGCCCUCCGCCGAGCCGGCCGAGGCGGGCAAAGCCGAGACCUCGGAGGGAGCCGGGGCGGCGCCGGCCGCGCCCGAGGCCUCGGCCUCCCCCAAGCAGCGGCGCUCCAUCAUCCGCGACCGCGGGCCCAUGUACGACGACCCCACGCUGCCCGAGGGCUGGACCCGCAAGCUGAAGCAGAGGAAAUCGGGCCGCUCGGCCGGCAAAUACGACGUCUACCUGAUCAACCCGCAGGGAAAAGCCUUCCGCUCCAAAGUGGAGCUGAUCGCCUACUUCGAAAAGGUAGGAGACACCUCCCUGGACCCCAACGACUUUGACUUCACGGUGACCGGCCGGGGCAGCCCGUCCCGGCGGGAGCAGCGGCCCCCCAAGAAGCCCAAGUCCCCGAAAGGGCCCGGGACGGGCCGAGGCCGCGGCCGGCCCAAAGGCAGCGGCUCGGCGAAGCCCAAGACGGCGGCCUCGGAGGGCGUGCAGGUGAAACGGGUCAUCGAGAAGAGCUCCGGGAAGCUGCUGGUGAAGAUGCCCUUCCAGCCGGGGCAGCCGGGGGCUCGGGCCGAGGGCGCCGCGGCCACCACCUCGGCCCAGGUGCUGGCCGUGAAGCGCCCCGGGCGGAAGCGGAAGUCGGAGCCGGACAGCCAGGCGGUGCCCAAGAAGCGGGGCCGCAAGCCGGGCGGCGGGGCGGGGGCGGGCGGCGGGGCGGGGGCCGCGCCGGAGGCCAAGAAGAAGGCGGUGAAGGAGCUGGCGGCGCCGGCCGUGCAGGAGACGGUGCUGCCCAUCAAGAAGCGCAAGACGCGCGAGGCGGCCGCGGCGCUGGAGGCCCGCGAGGCCGCCAAGCCGCCGCCGCCCGCCCCCGAGCGCAGCCCCAAGGGACCCAGGAGCGCCAAGAGCCCCGGGCGGCGGAGCAAGGAGGGCAGCCCCAAGGGGCGCGCGGCGGCGGCCGGCAAGAAGGAGCGGGCGUCCCCGCCGCCGGCGGCCCCCGAGCCCCCCGCCAGCCCCAAGGACAGCGCCAGCCCCCCGCCGCCCCAGGACUUAAGCGGCAAGGGCUGCUCGGAGGAGAAGGGGGGCCCGGCGGCCAGCGACGGCUGCGCCAAGGAGCCGCCUAAGACUCACCCGCCCCCUCCGCCGCCCGCCGCCUACAAACACCGAGGGGAGGCCGAGCACAAAGACACUGUGUCCUCCUCUUCCUCCUCCUCCUCCUCCUCCUCCUCCUCCUCUUCCUCCUCCUCCUCCUCCUCGUCGGCGGCGGCUCCCCCCCCUCCCAGCGCCUCCGUGCCCCGGCCCGCCGGCCGGGACGAGGCCGUCGACACCAGGACGCCUGUCCCCGAGCGGGUCAGCUGACUGUGAGCGCCCAGCGCGCGGGGCCAGGCGCGCGGACGGACGGACGGACGGACGGACGGACCCCCCUCCCUCCCUCCCUGCCCCCGCCCCCCCGCCACGCGCGCACGCAGGCAGCCGCACGCACACCCCCCCCCCCCCCCCGUGCACACGCCGCCCUCCCUCUCCCUCCCGCUCCAGGCAGCUCUCCGAGGGCCCCGGCUCCCCUCGUCGCCCCCCCUCCAAACACACCUCGUUUUUAUUACCGAAAAGCACAGCGAGGGGCCCCCCCCUCCUGCCCCCCCGCCCCGAAACGGGGCCCGAAACCACUUUGCACUUUCGUCUCUAGAAAGAGGGGGGGGGUCCCUCUCCUCCCCCCCCACCCCCCCGCUCCCCGCACGCUCGGCCGCGUCGUACUACUGUCCGGGGGGGCCCCCCCUUCCCGCGGCGGUCCGGGCGCGCGCCGGGGGGGGGACGCGGGCGCGCGCGGCCUCGGCUCGGCGCUUUACUCGUUCUUCCAGUUCCUUUCUUUUCUUUUCCCACGUUUUUAGCCUAGGGAACCAUUUGCACUAACCAAGCCGUGGACGGGGCGGGGGGCGAGGGGGGGGGGCGGGCGGGAGGGGGGGCCCCCGGGAUGUGCCUUUGCCCGCGCGGCGGCGGCCCCCCUCCCCGGCUUGGCUACGGCGCGCAGCGGGAUCCGGGCUCGGAGCGACGGGGGAUUGGGGCGGGAGCUGAGCGGAGGGACUCAGUCGAGCGGGAUCCAGUCUCGAGCCGAUUAGGAGUGAGUCCGGGGGGGGGGCGGAUCCGCUGUUGAUCCAAGUCCGAGUCGCUCCGGGUUGGGGCGGGAGCCGGUCUCGAGCCGAUCAGGAGCGACUCUUGAGCGGAGCGGGAUGCGGUCUUGAUCCAAUUGGGAGUGACUCUGGAUUGAGGCAGGAUCUGGUCUUGAGCCAAUCAGGAGUUCUCUCAACUGGGACAGGAUCCAGUCUCGAGCCAAUCCGGAGCAACUUUGGAUUGGGGUGGGAUCUGGUCUUGAGCCAAUCCAGAGUGGCUUUGGAUUGGGGCGGGAUCUGGUCUCAAGCCAAUCCAGAGCGGCUUUGGAUUGGGGCGGAAUCUGGUCUCGAGCCAAUCUGGAGCGACUUUGGAUUGGGGCGGGAUCUGGUCUUGAGCCAAUCCAGUGCGACUCUGGAUUGGGCCGGGAUCCGGUCUCCGUCCCAGCGGCCCCGGAGCAGGCGGGGAGAGCGGGAGGAGGAUCUGGCUGCGGUCCAAGGGGCAGCGAUCGUGGAUCGGGCCGGAUCCGGCCUCAGCCCAACCCGGAGUGACCCUGGGUUGAGACGGGAUCCGGCCGUGACCCAAUCGGGAGUGACUUUAGAUUGGAGGGGCGGGUCCGGUGUCCAUCCGGUGGGGAGUGACUCUGGAUUGGGGCAGGAUCCGGUCGGGAUCCAACCGGGAGUAACGGUGGGUUGGGCUGGGAUCUGGUCCCGCCCCAAUCCGGAGUGACUCGGGAUUGGACCGGGAUCCACUCUUGAGCCAAUCUGGAGCGACUCCAGGUUGCAGGGGGGAUCUGGUCUCCGUCCAAUGGGGAGCGACUGUGAUGCCCCCCCGCCCCCAAUUUGGGGGCUGUCCAAAAUCACGCGUGGGGGGUCGCGGCUGUUAAAGACCCCCCCCAAAUCAUUCGAAUCAUGAGUUUUUCCCCAUUUCCUCGGCCGAGCCGGGGUCGGGGGGGGGGCUCCCCCCGUCCUGCACUUUACCGGUCCCCGGGAGCGGCGGCGGGGCGGGGGGGGCCGUUUCGGGGGGGCCCCCGCCGGCCGCGGCCGCCCAGCAAUAGCCGCCCGGGAAGUAGCACUGGCGCGAGGUUCUUCCACGCCGCCGCGGGGGCCGGGGGGGCCCGCGCCCCCCGUCUUCCCCCCGCCAGCGACUGUUAGCGCUCGCCCCCCCCCAAACCUCGCCGCUUUGGGGGGUUCCCUGUUAUCCCCCCUCCUUCCCCCC
Molecule: messenger RNA, 3538 nt
Organism: Dromaius novaehollandiae (emu)
Lineage: Eukaryota; Metazoa; Chordata; Aves; Casuariiformes; Dromaiidae
Gene: MECP2
Product: methyl-CpG binding protein 2
Exons: 3
Coding region: 101-1576 (491 amino acids)
Biological process (GO): negative regulation of transcription by RNA polymerase II
Cellular component (GO): heterochromatin; nucleus
Molecular function (GO): methyl-CpG binding; double-stranded methylated DNA binding; chromatin binding
Source: RefSeq, a predicted model, not a curated record